Sinocyclocheilus anshuiensis is the source of this 3476-nucleotide messenger RNA. Its product is annotated as hyaluronan mediated motility receptor-like. Gene Ontology annotation, cellular component: membrane. Lineage: Eukaryota; Metazoa; Chordata; Actinopteri; Cypriniformes; Cyprinidae. The transcript is spliced from 20 exons. Gene Ontology annotation, molecular function: hyaluronic acid binding. The record is from RefSeq and is a predicted model, not a curated record. The coding region runs from base 127 to 2817 and encodes 896 amino acids.
UUCAGCGGCUGUGCAGCACUUGUUGACGUUCGAGCAUAUUGAAGUUUUAACACUUAAGUUGAACAAAUUUCACAUUUUGUAUAGGUUUUUCCACAGUGUUUGAGUUUUCGACCUCUUUUGUCGGCCAUGUCUUUCUCAAGAGCUCCAUUAAAGAGAUUUAACGAGCAUGCCGGUUGUGCUCCUCCACCUGGUACAUAUGAGGUGAAGUCUGGUGAUGUGAAAGGAACUGCAUCAUUUCAUAAAGCAGAGCGCUUCAGAUCAGCUCCAAAAACAGCGGUACCCCUGCCAUCCCCCUCAAAAGAAGUGCCCAUGUCUCCUGUACGGAGGACCAUGUCUGUUGAUGGUUUGGCUGAUGCAUUAAGUUCCAAACAGGACAAAAAUGGUUUCACACUUCAGAGGAAACAUCAGAGACUACUAGAGAAAGAGAUCCGUUCUUUGGUGCAGCAGAGAGGAGAGCAGGACCGCAGGCUGCUGACCCUGGAGGAAGAGCUGAAGAAGUUGGAGUCUAAAUUGCUUGUGGCUGUCAGAGAGAAGACCGGCCUCGCUGCCAGUGUGGCUUCUCUUGAGAGGCAGCUCGCGGAGUUAAAGAAAGCUAAUGAGUUCCUGAAGACCAAGGUCUCUGCAGAUAUCACCAAGAAGAAGAUCAAUGCUCUUUCCAUGGAGCUCAUUGAGGCCAAAAAUAAACUCGAUGCCAAAGACAAGGAACUGAGCUUUCUUCAGAUCAGCACAGAGGGGAAAGUAAAGGUCUUGGAAACAGACCUGGAGACUGCCAGAGCAACUUUUAGAGUUCUUCAGGAAAGGAACAAAGAUCUUGAAGCCCUUCAUCAGGAGACAAGAGUCCAAAAUGAGCAGCUCGAGAAUGAAAUGGAUAAAUUGCACAACAUAAUCCAGGAGCUGAGGGAGGAAAUCAAAGCCCUGCAGAGUUACUUGGACUCAGCAAAUGACGAGAUUCAGGAUUUGCGGAUUAAGCUCCAGGACAAAUCCACCGUGGAGCGCCGGUUCUCUGAUGCUCAAGAGAACCUCAGUGACGUGGAGAAAAAGUUGGAGAAAUGUACCAGUGAGCUGCAGGACUGUCAGGAGUUGCUGAAAGUAAAGGAAGAGGAACUGCAGGACUCCCAGAAGGCUCUAGAAGAGAAUGAGAGAGAGGUGGAACAGCAUGUGCAGGAUCUCCAGGCCUCGCAGACCUCACUAAAAGAGCUGGAGGAGCAGAUGCAGCAGGGAGCUCAGGAUCUCGAGGAGUCCCGGAGCACGGUACAGCAGCAGGAGCAGGAGCUGGCCCGCGUGAAGGAGAUCUUGAGGAGAACGGAGGAAGAGCUGGAUCAGCGUGUGGCACUCAUGGGAGAGCGAUGCUUGGUGCUGGAGGAUGAAAGAGCCAGGACACAGGAGGAGGGUCUGCGACGGGUGCAAGAGUUGAAGGCAGAGAUCAGCUCAUUGGAGGAGAGUAGGAAGACUGAGAAAGAAGCAUACAAAAAACUGGAGGAGGAACAUGAUGCACUGACCAAACAACUGGAAGAGAAAAAGACUCACAGCGACUCCCUGGCUAGCAUGCUUGAGCGCCUGAGAGAUGAGACUGAGGUGGAGAGGAGACAGCUUGGCGAGGAGCUGGAGGACGCGCUCGAGGAGCUGUCGGAGCUGGAGAAGCAGGAGCAAUGCAGUGAGGAGGCCAUCCAGCACCUCACACAGAAUAACCACACACUGGAGCAAGACCUGAAGAACACUUGCUCUGAGUUAGAGAAGAAGUGUACUGAGAUGCAGGCUUUAGAAGAGGCUCAUGUGGUGACAAUCAAAAAACUAGAAGAGGAUCACAACAGCUGUCUUGCUAAGCUGGGAGAUGUGACUACUGACUAUGAGAGCACAAGACGGUCUCUGGGUGAGCAGAAGGAGCAGGCAGAGGCUCAAGCCCAUCAACUGCAGGAGGAGAUGAACCAACUCAAGCAACAGCUGCAGCAGGACCAGCAGAAACUCAUAAGCUACCAGGAAAUGCAGGAUAAACAGCGAGAGGAGCAUGCUGGGAUGCUUUUAAAAGUUCAGACUAAGCUGGCUCAGAGAGAGGAAGAGUUGAAGCAAGCAGCAGAGACUCUGAGUGAGGAGCUGAGAAGCCUGCAGGCGGAGGUGAAGCAGGAGAGAGGAGAGCGAGAGCGGGCUCAGGCCCAGCUGGAGAGAGAACAGAAGAGGCAGUCAGUGGAGGGCCGUUCUGCAGAAGCCAGCAGGCUGCGGGGCCGCGUGGAGGAACUGGAAGACAAGGUUUCUGAGCUCAACAGGCAGGUGCAGGAGGAAAGAGACGCAGCUGAGCAUCAAGCUGUUGAGUGGCAGCAGGAGAGACGACAGCUAUGCAGACAGAUGGAAGAGGAAAGGCAAGACCACCACAAACAACUCUCAGAGGCUCAGCUGCAGAGCACGUGUGAUGCUGAGACUGAGCACUGGAGAAACUUGUAUGAAGAGCUCUAUGCUAAAGUAAAACCAUUUCAGGAACAGCUGGACCGCUUUGCAGCAGAGAGGAACGCUUUGUUGAAUGAGAAAGGAGCCACGCAGGCGGAGUUGAACAAGUUAGCCGAUGCCUACGCCAACCUGAUGGGUCAUCAAAACCAGAAACAGAAGAUCAAACACAUGGUCAAACUAAAAGAGGAGAACUUGGAGCUCAAAGAAGAAGUGUUCAAGCUAAGGGCACAGGUCGGGAAACAGAAGCAAGAGCUGGAUCGGCUCAAGUCCGGUCAGACGCCGCGGAGAUUGGACCCCAGCGAGGCUUUCAAAUAUGACCUCAAAGAAAACCAGCAGCCCACUUCAGCUCUUUCACAAGGCAACAAAAAAUUGUAUUAAACUAUCACUCAUGGACUACCUUUGUGUAAUGUCCCUGGCCUAUGGAUGACUUUGCAACAUGAACACUGUGAUGGGAUGGUUCAGCGCUCAAAUGUCCUGACUGUGCCUCUGAUAAUGCUGAUCUUUUUUUAUGUAUGUUUUAUUUUUUGUGUAUGAAUUUAAUUAAUGGUAUUACCGUUGUUAUUGUCACUCAAUAUCCAUGUGUAACUUUCAACCCCCCUUUUUAAAUGUUGCUCUUGAUUUUGACUACAGUGGAAAAAAUAUGCUUAUAUGGGCUUGGAUUCACAGAAUGUUGUUAUCUGGUUUUGUUCAGCACUGGGUGUGCUAUUGUCUUAAACUCUUUCAAAAGUUCAAAGUUAGCCCACUCUUUGUUUAAAAGUUUCCAGCGAGCCUUGUGAGGAGUCGUUUUGUUCAAUUUGUUCCUCUUUUCUAUAAAAGUUGUUUUUGCAAUAUUUUGUAAUUUUAAUACUUAAUUUGAUCGUUCGUUUGCUUUGUCUGUCACUGGUCUUAAAGGGAUAGUCCACCAAAAAAAUCCACCCUCAUGUCGUUCCAAACCUGUAUGCAUUUGAUUCUUCUGUGGGACGUAGAAGAGGUGAGGAAUGUUGGUGACCAAACAGUUUCGUUUCCCUUUUUCUUUUUUUUUUUGGGGUCCAUACAAU